This is a messenger RNA of Cutaneotrichosporon oleaginosum, 450 nucleotides long. The record is from RefSeq and is a predicted model, not a curated record. NCBI's taxonomy places the organism in Eukaryota, Fungi, Basidiomycota, Tremellomycetes, Trichosporonales, Trichosporonaceae.
AUGUCCGACGACGAGCGCAUGGGCGACUUUGGUGGCGACAACUACGACUACGAGGAAGCCGACCACAUUGAAUAUGAGGCCGAGAUCGAGCACGAAGAUGAGGACAACAUCAUUGUUUCGGGCGAUGUGCCAGACGACGUCAAGCAGCGCACCGGCAAGGCGGCCAAAGCAAACGAGGUGCGCAUCACCACGCCGUACAUGACAAAGUACGAACGCGCGCGUGUGCUCGGGACGCGGGCGUUGCAGAUCUCUAUGAAUGCGCCAGUCCUUGUUCCCGUCGAGGGCGAGACGGACCCACUGGAGAUCGCGCUCAAGGAGCUCGCCGCUAAGAAAAUCCCACUCGUCAUCCGCCGCUUCCUCCCUGACAACUCGUUCGAGGACUGGAAGGUCGAGGAGCUGAUCGUGCAGGAGUAGAGGGCUGUGUGACUAUUAUGCAUUGUAUCAAUCUAG